AAUCUGCUGUAGCCGGAGUGGGCGGCGAGUGCGAGACGGUGAACAGUUUGAACCUGCUCCGCGUCGAGGCGGAAAUAUUGAAAAUAAACUGUUCGGUUUCAGAAAGGACGGAGUUAAAUGACAGCAGUGUCCAUCAAAACAAGCAUCAGUGUUAUCGCAAAAGGUCCACAUUGAGGCGUGGGAACGGAAGCUUUUGCUGUUUAACGGACGGUCGGUGUUGUAAAGCCGGCUGUCGCGCUUAGAAUCGCUGCCUCCUGCUGAGCUAACUGCUAACUAGCCGCGGAGCUAACGCUUCGGCUAAGCUCCCACACAAAGAACCGCUCUCCCAGUGUUCGUCGUGUUUACCCGGAAUCACUGCGCUGAAUGAGGCCAGAGCCUGUCGUCCAGGGCGAUCAUGGUGCUGACAGGGAAGCGUUCGGACAAAGGUCCAGCCUGCUGGAAGAGGAGGGUGAAGUCUGAGUACAUGAGGCUCCGGCAGCAGAAACGCUUCAGACGAGCCGACGAGGUCAAGAGCAUGUUCAACUCCAACCGUCAGAAGAUCGUGGAGCGGACGGACACUCUGAACCAGGAGUGGAAGACGCGGCGGAUCCAGCCGGUCCACAUCAUGACGUCGGUCAGCUCGCUGCGCGCCUCCAGAGAGUGCACCGUGGAGAGCGGCUUCUCUGAGUUCCCGCGGCAGGUCAUCCCCCUGAAGACGCUGAACGCCGUGGCCUCGGUUCCGGUCAUGUACUCCUGGUCGCCGCUGCAGCAGAACUUCAUGGUGGAGGACGAGACGGUGCUGCACAACAUCCCCUACAUGGGAGACGAGAUCCUGGACCAGGACGGCACCUUCAUAGAGGAGCUCAUCAAGAACUACGACGGCAAAGUCCAUGGAGACCGAGAAUGCGGCUUCAUCAACGACGAGAUCUUCGUGGAGUUGGUCAACUCCAUGGUUCAGUACAGCGACAACGAGGAUGACGAGGAGGAGGAAGAGCAGGACUUCAAGGUGGAGAAGAUGGAGACGUGUGACGGCAAGGAUCAGCUGGAGGACAGCAGCAAGGACAGACAUGUCGGCAACGAAGGUCGGAGCAACAGCGACGCCAACAAGAAGUUCCCGUCUGAUAAGAUCUUUGAAGCCAUCUCCUCCAUGUUCCCUGACAAAGGAUCCACCGAGGAGCUGAAGGAGAAGUACAAGGAGCUGACAGAGCAGCAGCUUCCCGGCGCUCUCCCUCCUGAAUGCACGCCGAACAUCGACGGCCCAAACGCUCGCUCCGUCCAGCGGGAGCAGAGCCUGCACUCCUUCCACACGCUGUUCUGCCGCCGCUGCUUCAAAUACGACUGCUUCCUCCACCCUUUCCACGCCACACCAAACACCUACAAGCGUAAGAACCUGGAGAACCUGGUGAACACGAAGCCGUGCGGCGCCGAAUGCUACAUGUACCUGGUGCAGGACGGGAUGGCGAGGGAGUAUCCGGCCGGCGGCGAGCGCGCCAAGACGCCGUCUAAACGCAGCGUGGGCCGGCGCCGCGGGCGACUGCCCAACAGCAGCAGCCGACCCGGCACGCCCACCGUUUCCUCGGAAACCAAAGACACGGACAGCGAGCGCGAGGGGAGCAAGGACGACGAGCGAGACAACGACAAGGACGACGAGGACAAGAAGGACGAGACGACCAGCAGCUCAGAGGGGAACUCUCGCUGCCAGACGCCGGUGAAGAUGAAGCUGACCUGCGACCCGGAAGCUGUGGACUGGACCGGCGCCGAGGCGUCUCUGUUCCGGGUUCUGAUCGGGACGUACUACGACAACUUCUGCGCCAUCGCCCGCCUCAUCGGCACCAAGACCUGCAGACAGGUUUACGAGUUCCGGGUCAAAGAGUCGGCCAUCAUCGCCCGGGCGCCGGCCGAGGACGAGGACACGCCCCCCAGGAAGAAGAAGAGGAAGCACCGGCUGUGGGCCACGCACUGCAGGAAGAUCCAGCUGAAGAAAGACGGGUCGUCCAAUCACGUGUACAACUACCAGCCGUGUGACCAUCCGCGGCAGCCCUGCGACUCGUCCUGCCCCUGCGUCACCGCGCAGAACUUCUGCGAGAAGUUCUGCCAGUGCAGCUCCGAGUGUCAGAACCGCUUCCCGGGUUGCCGGUGCAAAGCCCAGUGCAACACCAAGCAGUGCCCCUGUUACCUGGCGGUGCGGGAAUGCGACCCGGACCUGUGCCUGACCUGCGGCGCCGCCGACCACUGGGACAGCAAGAACGUGUCCUGCAAGAACUGCUCCAUCCAGCGCGGCGCCAAGAAGCACCUGCUGCUGGCGCCGUCCGACGUGGCCGGGUGGGGAAUCUUCAUCAAGGAGCCGGUCCAGAAGAACGAGUUCAUCUCCGAGUACUGUGGAGAGAUCAUCUCUCAGGACGAAGCCGACCGCCGAGGGAAGGUUUACGAUAAAUACAUGUGCAGCUUCCUCUUCAACCUCAACAACGACUUCGUUGUCGACGCCACGAGGAAAGGCAACAAGAUCCGCUUCGCCAAUCACUCUGUAAACCCAAACUGCUAUGCAAAAGUGAUGAUGGUCAACGGGGAUCACAGGAUCGGGAUCUUCGCCAAGAGAGCCAUCCAGACCGGAGAGGAGCUGUUCUUCGACUACAGGUACAGCCAGGCCGACGCCCUGAAGUACGUCGGCAUCGAGCGCGAGAUGGAGAUCGCCUGAACCGGACCUGCGGUUCUGACCCGGACGCCUUAGACCCAAACGAAACAAACUUCUCUUCAGGAAACUUUUUCUCUGCGUUUAUUUUAUUUCCCGUCAACAAGCGCUCCUCUCCGGUCCGGACGUUCGGACCCAACCGGAACCAAAAGUCGACUCUCGGGACCAAAACUCCUCCACCAGCAGCUCCAGGGUUCUGUUCACGACCCGGACGGACCCAACACUGCCAAACCAAACGGUCCUGAUCCAGUUAGACUGUCGGAUCAGAACCGCAGACUGAACACUGGCAAUGUGCUCAGGUCGUUUCACACCAGCAAACCUGGUUCUGGUUCUGGUGCUACCCGGUCUAAACCUCCAGAACCAGAACCUCCUCCGCUCUCCCCUACCUGGACCUUCUGAUGGUGCUUCAGUCCGGGUUCUGCAGAACCGCAGACUUCUUCCUGUCGGGUCAACCGGACCUGGUGCUGAUCCAGAACCGCUGACCGGACCUCCUGGUGGUUCUGUGCAUGUUUGUGUUUUAUCAUGAUUCUGUUUGGAGAAGCUGGGAACGGUUUGUUGGUGACGGAUCAGAACCGGCCCGGUUCAGUCACCUGGUGCUCAAUUUUAGUUUUUUUAAAUCCAGGUUCUGAUUCUUCACGGGACGAGGAACCGGACCCCUAAGUUCUGUUUGGUUCUGGUCCGGUUUGGAUCAGAACCGGAUCAGAACCAAACCCUCAGCUGGUGAAACAUCAGAACCUUUAUUGUUGUUUCUGUUUUUGUGCAAAUGAAAUAGUCAAAAGUUGUCAUGGCGAUGGAUUCUUUAAGCCAGCUGACUGACGGUGUGCAGCGACGUGUGUGGGAGGGGCUGUUACCAUAGCAACAGCAAUGCCAGGGUUUCCUUUUUAACGGGUUUGAACCGGUUCUGACCCGGUUCGUUGGAUUUAAUCCUUUUUUGUUCUUUUUUUUUUUUUUCUGCCGAUCAUGGACGGUUUGAUUCUGUUUCGGGUCAGGAGGUUCUGGACGUCUGACCAGAACCGCAGCAUGCUCUGCUACCGGACCAGAACAUUCCUCCAGAACUGUCCGCAGCUCCUCCUGUAGAAUCACGUCGCUGGUGCUGAGCCGGGUCGGGUUCCGAACAGAACCCGACCCGUUAAACUUCAGGUUCUUCUUCUGCUGACGCCGGUGCUGAUUUUUUUUUUUAAUGUUUACUGGGAUUCUGCAGAUUAAAAAUAUUCUGAAUGGUU
Molecule: messenger RNA, 3891 nt
Organism: Xiphophorus hellerii (green swordtail)
Lineage: Eukaryota; Metazoa; Chordata; Actinopteri; Cyprinodontiformes; Poeciliidae
Gene: ezh2
Product: enhancer of zeste 2 polycomb repressive complex 2 subunit
Exons: 19
Coding region: 395-2674 (759 amino acids)
Biological process (GO): heterochromatin formation
Cellular component (GO): ESC/E(Z) complex; nucleus
Molecular function (GO): histone H3K27 methyltransferase activity; chromatin binding; protein binding
Source: RefSeq, a predicted model, not a curated record